AUGGCAACAUUUGGUGGCUAUUCAUUUCAGGUUUUGAUAAUGGUAAUGGUUAUAGGCUUGUUUUGCAUGACAAAAAUUCUGGCACAAGAUUCAGAGAUAGCACCCACAUCACAAUUGGAAACUGGAACUGGAUGUGCUAUGCCAGUUUCUGUGGUGAUCAUGUUUUGUUCUAUGUUUGCUUCUUUUAUGGUGUUUAUGAUGCAGUGA
This is a messenger RNA of Lathyrus sativus (Indian pea), 207 nucleotides long. The record is from the annotation of a GenBank genome assembly. NCBI's taxonomy places the organism in Eukaryota, Viridiplantae, Streptophyta, Magnoliopsida, Fabales, Fabaceae.